AUGGUUAGCGACUCUGUAUCACGCGAGAUGGACCUGGAAAAGGGCCCAACACAGGCCAGCUACGAGGAGGCCGUGCCCGGCGCGCGCGGCGGCGCGCGCGGCGGGCUCGACGCCCGCGACGCGCUGAGCGGACGGCUCGUCCACGCGGUGUCCGUGGACGGCGACUUCGUCCACCUGGGCGACCGCACAUACCGGCGCGCGGAGCUCGCGAACGCGUUCGCGGGCGAGCUGAACCCGGGCAUCCACCCGCGCCCUCCCACGAACCUCGCGAACCCGGUGCCCCUGGGGCUCGCGUCUUUCUCGUACUGCGCUCUCGUGCUGUCGCUGCUCAACGCGCAGGUCCGCGGGGUAACGAACGGCAACAUCGUCAUCACCGCGAGCCUGUUCUUCGGCGGGUGCAUCGAGCUGUUCGCCGGGCUGCUGUGCUACCCGAUCGGCAACACGUACGCAAUGACCGUGUUCGGAUCGUUCGGCGGCUUCUGGAUCAGCUACGGCGCGCUGGUAAUGGACCAGUUCGGGAUCCUGGCGUCGUACGCGGACGAACCGGAGAUGAUGGCGAACGCGAUGGGCUUUUUCCUGGCUGGCUGGACCGUCUUCACAUUCCUCAUGCUCAUGUGUACGCUCAAGAGUACCUGGGGCCUGUUCCUGUUGUUCUUCUUCCUUGAACUGACCUUCCUGAUGUUGACCAUCGGCGCUUUCGUUUCGAGCGAGAAUGUCACUAAGGCGGCAGGCUAUUUCGGCAUCCUCAGCAGUGUAUGCGGCUGGUAUUCUCUGUACAGCGGUAUCGCGGACCCCAGCAACAGUUAUUUCCCUAUCCGGGCGUACUAUAUGCCCAACGCCCCUACAGUCUAG
Molecule: messenger RNA, 852 nt
Organism: Lachancea thermotolerans CBS 6340
Lineage: Eukaryota; Fungi; Ascomycota; Saccharomycetes; Saccharomycetales; Saccharomycetaceae
Gene: ATO3
Product: putative ammonium permease ATO3
Exons: 1
Coding region: 1-852 (283 amino acids)
Cellular component (GO): plasma membrane
Molecular function (GO): acetate transmembrane transporter activity
Source: RefSeq, a predicted model, not a curated record